Molecule: messenger RNA, 3720 nt
Organism: Pseudoliparis swirei
Lineage: Eukaryota; Metazoa; Chordata; Actinopteri; Perciformes; Liparidae
Gene: prdm1b
Product: PR domain containing 1b, with ZNF domain
Exons: 7
Coding region: 257-2413 (718 amino acids)
Biological process (GO): regulation of transcription by RNA polymerase II; cell fate commitment
Cellular component (GO): cytoplasm; nucleus
Molecular function (GO): histone deacetylase binding; DNA-binding transcription repressor activity, RNA polymerase II-specific; RNA polymerase II cis-regulatory region sequence-specific DNA binding
Source: RefSeq, a predicted model, not a curated record
CGCACUGGGGGAAAGAAGAGAGAGAAUAUAAAGAGGAGGAGGGGGAAAAAAAACUCAACUCAAGGGAUGACAUAGCCAAAGACAUGAGGAUCCUACAGCUGAACGAAUGUGUGAAAAUCUUGAGCUUUAACCAGCGCACCUGAGACAAGGGGCGUAACCCGACCCAACCAAAGUUCUUCAAUACCAAAGCAAACCGAGACCAAACGGGAGCCGAACCAAACCCAAACCGGGCCCUGUGUUAUUCCGUAUUGUGGAGAUGAAGCUGGAAAGCACACCAGGAGACAUGAGCAGGUGGAGGGAGGUGGACUUUGUCCUCAACUGCACCUACAUCGUCCCGGACCAGGUGUCGGACCCCAGCUUCAGACUGCCCAAAGCCAUGACCUCCAUCCCACGCAACCUCACCUUCGAAUACAGCGCCGACAAUGAGGUGACGGGCGUGUUCAGCAAAGAGUACAUCCCACAGGGGACUCGCUUCGGCCCCCUGCAAGGACUCCUCUACACCAAAGACAACGUCCCCAAACAGGCCAACAGGAAGUACUUCUGGCGGAUUUACAGCGGCGGGCAGCUCCAAAACUUCGUCGAUGGCUACGACGUCCACAGGAGCAACUGGAUGCGUUACGUCAACCCGGCCCGCUCUCUGGCCGAACAGAACCUGGUGGCCUGCCAGAACGGCCGGGACAUCUACUUCUACACCAUCCGACCGGUGGAGCCCAGCCAGGAGCUGCUGGUGUGGUACAGCCAGGAGUUCGCCCAGAGGCUCUGCGGCCAGCAGGUCGACAUCAAACAGAAAUACACGAGUUCGGAUGAAGACCGCGAGCCGGAGUACGCCAAACAGCACCUACCUCAGCAGACAUGGCUUACGGACAGAACCAAGGAGGAGGUGAAGGAAGAGAGGGAUGAGGACGGGGAGGAGAACAUCGACGUGGAGAUGUUGGAAAGAGACACGCCGCCGGUCACGCCCGAUGACCAGAUCAUGGACUUCAGCAAAAAGGUGGAGAAGGAGGAGAGCAACCGAGAUCCGGAAGACCGGGGGGUCGUUCCUUCCCCGAAGUCCGAACACAGAGAGCCCGGUCUGGGCUUGAGUCACCCGUACUUACCGGAUCCUCAUCCUGCGCUGCCAUCCCAGCACCGAAAUCUCCCUCUCCACCUCCACGGCCUCUACAGGGAAGGCGUUUCACCCUACCCCAUUUACCCCCAAUCCAGGCCCCUCCAGCCCAACUACCAGCUCCUCCCCCCCUACGGCCCGCACUAUCCUCGCCUCCUCCUCCCUUCGUACUCCCCUCCCUUCCCUGGGAUGCUGCCCUCAAGAGGAUCCCUCCGAUACGGCGGCUACCUGGCCACCGACGGCCUCCCGUACCCGCCCAUCGGCCCGCCUACUCUGCUGCCGGUGUCCCUCCCCUACCCUCCGUCUUCGCAGGGAGGUCUUAAAGAACUCAAAGCAAACGUGUCGCCGCCGCGAGGCGCGCCGGCCACCCCGGAGCUCUCCCCUCUCCCCAAGCCCGACGGUCAGCAUCAUUCUGCCGAGCAGUCCCCCUCCGGUUUCGAGGAAGCCAUGAAUCUGAGUAUGGCUACGAUCAAAAGCAAACACGCCACGCGCAACGGCCCCGGCCACAAAUCGCUGCCCUACCCACUGCAGAAGCAGAACGGAAAGAUCAAGUAUGAAUGUAAUAUCUGCUCCAAGACCUUCGGACAGCUGUCGAACCUCAAGGUCCAUCUCCGAGUGCACAGUGGCGAGAGACCGUUCCAGUGCAACUUGUGUAAAAAGAGCUUCACUCAGCUGGCCCACCUCCAGAAACAUCACCUGGUCCACACGGGGGAGAAGCCACAUGAAUGCACGGUGUGUCACAAACGGUUCAGUAGCACCAGCAACUUGAAGACACACCUCCGCCUCCACUCCGGGGAGAAACCCUACCAGUGCAAGCUGUGCAACACCAAGUUCACCCAGUACAUCCACCUCAAACUGCACCGGCGGCUCCACAGCGGCCGCGACCGCCCCUACCGCUGCCCGCUCUGCGCCCAGGCCUUCUUCCACCGCUUCUCCCUCCGCAUCCACCAGUGCAGCUGCUGCCCGGCCAAGUCCGGCGCGCCCGUCGACGUGCACGUGAAGCAGAUGGCGGAGCGGUUCGACGCCAGCCAAGAGGCCGACGUGCUCGCGGAGGCGGCGACGGCGGCGCAGGUGGAGGAGGCGGUGGAGCGCUGGUUGGAGCGCACCUUGGAGGGCGAGGAAAAGGAGGACCAGAGGGAGGCAACCCUCCUGCUGAAAGCGCUGACGGUGGCUUUGAACUCACCGGCAGCGGCCGUGGCCCAAUCGGCGACGCCAGCAUCCCACCACAGCCCCCCACUGGUCUAUCAGGAGAGGGCCAGCGUUGUUCACCUCCACCAACGACCAAGAGUGAAGACUGAAGGACAGUGAGGAGGAACCAAUCGAGAGGGAGGGAGGUAUAUAAAAAGGACAUACAGCCUACCAGCAACCAAGAAAACAGAUGUUUCGCCAAAUAGAACUCCCUAAAGGGGUCCAUGAAGGGCCUCAAAGGGACACUUGCAUAAUCAAAUGAGCGCAGCACCAAAAGAAGAGCAUUCCAAAGACUGGGUGAGGGUGUCAGUGAUUGUACUUCCUCUCAAAACUCAGGUUAAAAAAUGAAAACGGAGGAGGAUGUUGUUAAGCUGUGAAGUAUUGAAAACUCUUUUCACUCGGGUAGAGAAUUGUUUGAUUUUUUGUUUUUGUGCUUUAACUUAUUACUUUUUCUUGAAAAUUUGAGUCAUCUUUAUUUAUUUAGUUGUCUAAUAGCAUAAUGUGUUUUGUUUGUGUUUGUUAGUGGGUUUUUUCCUCGUUUUUUUUCUGUGUGUUGACACUUCUAGAGAUUUGAUCUCUUAGCAAAACCACAAAUGGACUCAGGAGCAAUAACGUGGCCGGAGCCGGCGAACGAGUCCUCGCUGAAUUGUUUUGCGUGUUUGACGAGUGGAAGUUUAUAUACGGACGACAGGGCUCAGUGAUGAUGGCACAAACCACAUCCCUGUUUUGUAACUAUUUUAUUUAUUUAUGAAAUAAUAAAAAAGGGAAGAACAAACAAAAAAAAUCAGGUCUCUUGAAAACUGUGUGUUAAUAAGCAAUUGCCAAAACUACAAUCAAAGAACAUGAAUGUGUAGCGAUGUUUUUUUGGGAUCAUUACUCAACUCAUUGUAACAUUAGAAGUGAGGAAAACACCUUUUUUGUUUUGUUUAUACUAUUCAGCUGCUUCUCGUAGGUAAUUUCAAUAUAUAAGUAUCAAAAGACACCAAAUAGCAACAAAAGAAAGUAAACUACACAUUCAAUGGGAUCACAAUGAAAUAUGUACAUAACGUCGUUUUUAACGCUGCGUAGCUUUUUACUGGAUUCAGAUGUUUCUGACUUGCUUUACCGUGAAGGUUUUGAGCAGCACACAGGUAAAAUUUUCUAAUAUUGUUAAUAUUUUUUUUACUCUGCACUGGAAGAAAAUGCUUUUGGUUGUUCCCCAAAACCAUGUAGGCAGGUACUGCUUUUUAAAAUUGUACGACUGAGUCAGUGAUGUACUUCUUUUAUGAUUUUUGUAGUGUUCUUUUUUUACUUUGUACAAUAUGUUUGUCUGUGUAGUUUAUUUUUGAAAACAAGUUAUGAGAUGUUAAGAAUUUAUAUGCGAGAGACUAUUUUCACGAUAAUUUUAUAUUUACACGAUGUAGCAUAUUAAAGAUAUUGUUUCUAUA